GCAAAUGAUUAUUCGGAGCCCUGCGCCCGGCAGGCUCACACUUGGACUCCCUAAGCUCCGCGCGUGUCCCCGCCGGCACGUCCGCGCCCGCGCAGCCCCUACUGGGGACUCACAGCCCGCCCGCGGAUCAGGAUGUCCUUCCAAGGCAAGAAGAGCAUUCCCCGGAUCACGAGUGACCGCCUUCUCAUCAAAGGGGGGAAGAUUGUGAACGAUGACCAGUCCUUUUAUGCUGAUCUGUAUGUGGAAGAUGGUCUGAUUAAACAAAUUGGAGAAAACCUCAUCGUCCCUGGGGGCAUCAAAACCAUCGAUGCUCAUGGUCUGAUGGUACUGCCUGGGGGAGUUGAUGUCCACACCCGGCUGCAGAUGCCUGUGCUGGGCAUGACCCCAGCUGAUGAUUUCUGUCAAGGCACCAAGGCGGCCCUAGCGGGCGGGACCACUAUGAUACUGGACCAUGUAUUUCCUGAGCCUGGUGUGAGCCUGCUGGCGGCCUAUGAGCAGUGGCGGGAGCGAGCGGACAGUGCAGCCUGCUGUGACUACUCCCUACAUGUGGACAUUCCCCGCUGGCAUGAGAGCACCAAAGAGGAGCUGGAGGCCCUAGUCAGGGACAAAGGUGUGAAUUCCUUCCUGGUCUUCAUGGCAUACAAGGACAGGUGCCAGUGUACCGAUGGUCAGAUGUAUGAGAUCUUCAGCCUCAUCCGGGACCUGGGAGCCUUAGCCCAAGUGCAUGCAGAAAAUGGGGACAUCGUGGAGGAGGAACAAAAGCGCCUACUGGAGCAAGGCAUCACUGGCCCUGAGGGCCAUGUUCUCAGCCACCCAGAAGAGGUAGAGGCUGAGGCUGUGUACAGAGCAGUCACCAUUGCCAAGCAAGCCAACUGUCCACUAUACAUCACCAAGGUGAUGAGCAAGGGAGCGGCUGACAUGGUUGCCCAAGCCAAGCGCAGAGGCGUGGUCGUCUUUGGAGAACCUAUCACUGCCAGCCUGGGCACUGAUGGCUCACACUGCUGGAGCAAGAACUGGGCCAAGGCUGCGGCCUUCGUCACUUCACCUCCUAUCAACCCAGACCCUACCACUGCAGACCACCUCACUUCCCUGCUGUCCAGUGGGGAUCUCCAGGUUACAGGCAGUGCACACUGCACCUUCACUACUGCCCAGAAGGCCGUUGGCAAAGACAACUUCACCCUGAUUCCAGAGGGUAUCAAUGGUGUAGAAGAACGCAUGUCUGUAGUCUGGGAGAAAUGUGUGGCUUCAGGGAAGAUGGACGAGAAUGAGUUUGUUGCUGUGACCAGCACAAAUGCUGCCAAAAUCUUCAAUUUCUACCCCAGGAAGGGGCGUGUGGCUGUGGGCUCUGAUGCUGACCUGGUUAUCUGGAACCCUAGGGCCACCAAAGUCAUCUCCGCCAAGAGCCACAACCUGAAUGUAGAGUACAACAUCUUUGAAGGAGUGGAGUGCCGAGGAGUGCCCACAGUGGUCAUAAGUCAGGGCAGAGUGGUGCUGGAAGACGGGAACCUGUUUGUCACUCCAGGGGCUGGCCGCUUCAUUCCCCGGAAGACGUUCCCCGACUUUGUCUAUAAGAGGAUAAAGGCUCGUAACAGGCUAGCAGAGAUCCAUGGUGUGCCCCGAGGCCUGUAUGAUGGGCCUGUCCAUGAGGUAAUGCUACCUGCCAAGCCAGGGGGUGGCACACCAGCUCGUGCAUCCUGUCCGGGCAAGAUCUCAGUGCCACCUGUGCGUAACCUGCACCAGUCGGGGUUCAGCCUAUCUGGUUCUCAGGCUGAUGAUCACAUCGCCAGACGCACAGCUCAGAAGAUCAUGGCACCCCCUGGAGGACGCUCCAAUAUCACAUCUCUUUCCUAGACCUGGGGUCUGGCAAGCUGGUGCUUUCUCCACUGGCAGGGAGUGGGGAGCACUCACUUCAGUUAGCUCCUUCCUUUUGUAGUUGUUAUCGUGAAAGGUGCUCAGCCUUGCCCUCCUAUACCCCAUAAACUCUCCCUUUGGAGUCCCAGGCCCCACUAUGAGGUACUCCCUCCAGAGGGCUGAAUCCAGGGAGAGUCCACUGCCAGAGUAAGAGGACUAGGCUUGGCAGUGAGCAGGUGCCUCUUGCCCACCUUCCCUUACCAUGAAGACCCUCCAUGAGAGCUCUCUGCCUCAAGCCUGUGAGCUUUCCAGGGUCUGGGACUAGGCAGGGUGGGCAUUUACUGCUGCCUCCCCCUAAGGAACCACUGCCCCGUGGAAGCCCCCAGGCUUCCACCAGCUCC
Messenger RNA from Phodopus roborovskii (desert hamster), 2252 nucleotides. It is a transcript of the gene Dpysl4, whose product is annotated as dihydropyrimidinase like 4. Gene Ontology annotation, cellular component: cytosol; cytoplasm. The transcript has 14 exons. Bases 133 to 1851 code for a protein of 572 amino acids. The record is from RefSeq and is a predicted model, not a curated record. NCBI's taxonomy places the organism in Eukaryota, Metazoa, Chordata, Mammalia, Rodentia, Cricetidae. Gene Ontology annotation, molecular function: hydrolase activity, acting on carbon-nitrogen (but not peptide) bonds, in cyclic amides.